Molecule: messenger RNA, 2356 nt
Organism: Cuscuta europaea
Lineage: Eukaryota; Viridiplantae; Streptophyta; Magnoliopsida; Solanales; Convolvulaceae
Source: the annotation of a GenBank genome assembly
AAACAGUCCAGCUCAGCUCCUAAGCAAUCCAAACAGGAGGGACGGGCAUCAGUUUCACGCUAAAGGCAAACCAGCGCCGCUGCCAGCACUCACGCAUCUUUCACGCCAACGGCAUCAGUAAUUCGCAGGACUCUCGCCUUCUGCUCGCCGACUAGCCGGAGACGCACUCACGCACGACGCACCCUAAGCUGCUAGGCUGCACCGCCUGCACGGUGACUCGCCCGCUCGCCGGACUGUCUUCCUCUCUCUUGGACUCCAAUCUCCAGAAUCCGGCAGCUUCUGCUUUUCCUCUCUUCAAGGUCGCUGCUUCACAGCUUCAGUCAUCGAGCAGACCCGCAGUUCUUCUAGGUAUGGCGAUUGGCGUUCUCACUCGUUCUCUAAUCACCGCCGGGAAGCAGGCCAUCAACACCGCUUUCACACGCUCGUACUCUUCUAUUACUCCGUGUCGUAACCUCUUCUUUCCUUCCUCCGUCCUCCGCCUACGCCCGUUGGUCACGGUUGCCCCCCGACACCUUUAUCCAGCCGCUUAUGCGACGUUGCGAGGGUUUGCGACUCGCCAGACCUCUUCAUCACUCAAUGAUACCAACCCUAACUGGUCAAACCGUCCCCCAAAAGAGUCGAUUUUGCUUGAUGGGUGCGAUUUCGAGCACUGGCUUGUUGUGGUCGAGAAGCCCGAGGGUGAUCCAACUAGAGAUGAGAUUAUCGAUAGAUACAUCAAAGUUCUGGCCAAGGUUGUUGGAAGCGAGGAAGAGGCUAGGAUGAAGAUCUACUCUGUCUCAACUAGACACUAUUAUGCAUUUGGGGCUCUCGUGUCAGAGGAACUUUCUUACAAAUUGAAAGAGUUACCAGAAGUUCGAUGGGUGCUCCCUGAUUCUUACUUGGAUGUUAGAAAUAAAGAUUAUGGAGGUGAACCUUUUAUAAAUGGACAGGCUGUACCAUAUGAUCCCAAAUAUCACGAGGAGUGGGUGAGGAACAAUGCCCGUGCCAAUGAAAGAAACAGACGCAAUGACAGGCCUCGUAACUCUGACAGAUCAAGGAACUUCGAAAGAAGACAGCAAAUGAGUAAUCAGAAUUUCCAGAACAAUGCUGGUCCGAGGCCGAACGUCCCACCUUCAAUUGGUCCACCAACCCCACAGGGAAGCCCUGUUGGCCCCAACCAGAACAACUAUGCCCCUGCACCAAACCAGAACAGUGCUGCUCCCUGGCCUGGCACCCCGAACAACUCUCCUCCAUCUGGCCCCAGCCAGAAUAACUACUCCCCUCCUCCUCCUCCUAGCCCAAGUCAGAACAAUUACUCUCCUCCUCCCCCUGGCGGUCCUUCCCCAAACUACCCUGCUGCCCCUGGUCAUAGCUACUCUCCUCCAGGUGGGCAGAACUACCAUCCUGGCCCUGGGCAGAGCUACUCCCCGCCGGGUGGGCAAAACUACCCUCCACAGGGUCCUGGGCAGAACUACCCUCCCAGUCCUGGGCAGAGCUACUCUCCUCCCCCUCCUCCUCGUCCCACUUACUCUCCUCCGGGUCCUGCGCAUAACAAUUAUCCUCCCCCUCCUCCUCCAGGCCAAAAUCCGAACUAUGCUCCAGGAUCGAACCAAAGCUAUGCUCAAGUUCCUAACCAGAACUUCACCCCAGGGGGGCCUAAUCACAACAACAACUUUGGGCCAAACAUGGAUGGCAGAAGCUCUUACUAGAACCCCAGUCCAUGGCCUCUCCUGAGUGUUAAUAGACCGCUGCCGUGCAGACAAAGUCCUAGGAGUUUUGCUUGAACUGUGUAGGGAUGCUGUUUGGUUUCAUGUUUUUUUACUAUUUAAUCUUGAAUUAGUGCAUUUCAUUAUCCAUGCGUUUCUUUGGGUGAGAGUAGGGGUGGAUUCGGGCCGGGCCGGGUUCGGCCUAGGCACGGGCGUGCCGGCGGGUCUGAAUAGGUGGACCCGGGACCGGCCUGGGUAGCCACCGGGUCCGGGACGGGCCGGGACGGGCCUCGGGCUUGUUUUUUUUUUGCUUACUUACCUAUCCUUGACCCCCCCCCUCACCCCCAAACCCCUCCUAAUUCCUAAACAUCAAGCCCAGCCCAAACUGAGCCCAAACAAAUGAAGAAAACAAAAAAAAAUCAAUUUGGCCCGAACUGGGCCUGGCCUUGUUUUGGGUGACCUGAGCCAGGACCGGAAACCCCUCGGGUUGGGCCUACUCGGACCGGUCACUAACUGGGCCACUGGUACGUGCUGGGCCGGAAUAGUGCUGGUCCCGGGCCGGUUCCGGGUCGGGCCAUCCGACCCGAGUCCACCACUAGGUGAGAGCUGGUGUGCUGGUGGUCCUUUAUUGUAAAACAGGAACUUCAUAAAUUAUUGAGCCAUUCAAUAAA